UGUAGUUAAACCGUUGUCGUUUCCGGUGGCGGGAACGAGCUAAAGAAGAUGGUUAUUGAUUAUGUCUUGGUAGUAAGUGUUUUGUCGCUGUCAAUGAUAUCCAAGUCGUUGCUCGUGCACCUACAUUAAUAAAGAAUGUAACCUACAACAACACUGAAAAUGGCAAGUUUGCAAGGGGAGGAAACUCCUGAUGGGGAUUGCACAUCGCCGACAGCUAAAGCUGUAGCAGAACUGAAACAAGUCUGUCAAGAGAAGUGGGAGGCUGUUAAGACAAAUCAUGAAUUGAUUACAAAAACCAGUGAUCCCAAAACUGUAGAUGAUGUUUCUCCCCUUUUAGCAAUUUUGCAAGAAAAGGAGAAACGAUUGAAGGGUGAGAUUGAGACUGUAAAAAACUCAAAGCCUAGUAUCUUACCUGAAAAUCCUGACAUCCUCAGAGAAGUGCUGAGAAAGGACCUUACCAAGAGUAUAUCCCAACUGCAGGAAGUUUUAACCUUGGUAAACAGUCAGAAAAAAGAGCUGACUCAGCAAAUAUCCCGUGAGGAAGAAAUUCAGAGACAAUUGCAAGCGGUUCAUACUUGUCUGGAGAUUAAGCUGGAGGGUAUUGCUAACAAUGACGAGGAAGAGGUCACCAUGUCGUCUGUGAUGUCCGAACUUGAUUUAAAGAUUCGGAAAGGGGAGACAAUGAACAGGAGUUUGACAAAGAGGCUGGUGCAUUUUGUCAACGAACAUUUCCCUUUGCCAAGUGUUGAAGAGGUAAAGGCUGGGAAGAAGAAACUACGAUCGAGUGACAAGAAGAUAUCCAUGGAAAAUCUUGUCCCGUUUAAAGUGGUGCUUCAAGAACUGAUGAAUAAGUGUAUCGACGAACCACACGACCCUUAUGUGAUAAUUACUAACCGAUUCUGGCCACCGUACAUUGAACUUUUGUUGCGAUGUCAGAUAGUGCUUCGACAUCCUGAGGAUGACCAAAGAAUCAAGCUUGUUCCAUUUCAUUUAUGAGGUUGUGGUAAAAAGAUGAUGGCCUUGCAUUACCCUUGUACUGAUGACCACCUCCGUGUUCUAGUGGAUACACUGUAUAGAACGUCUGCGAGAGAGUGGAAGCUUGGUGGUUCUAGCCCUGGCCUUGACAUACCAAAAGAUGGUACUUGAUGCCACUCUAUCUGGCGCUCGGAAAUAUGGGGGUAAAAUAAGGACUGGUUUGUUUGGAGUAUACUGUGUUUUAGUGGGAUGUCCAUGUGAACUAUGGUAUGUCACUGUCCUACACUAUAAAACCGGGAUGACUCAGACUUGUACAUAUCUGCUGUAUGAGUGCAAUAAUCUUGAAUUUCAACACUCCGCGAUGCUGUGCUGACUCCCAGAUAUGUCACAUUGGGGUUUAUGGACAAAACCCUUAAAACUGUUUUGCCCCAUUUCAAAAUUUUUUUCCUAGUCUUCUGGCUAAUUGUUUUUGUUUGAAACAAGUCUGAUCCUGUUGCUAAGGCUUAUAAAACUAAUGUUUUCCAACUUUUAAACAAUAAAACUUUGGUUAGUCAGCAGGAAAAUUACUCUCUUAUAAGCUGGGGGAGGGCAUUGCCCAAAGGCACAUUUGAUUUCUAUGGGGAUGGGGAUUAUUUUGAGAACUAUUUUUUCCCCAGUUGUAUCCAACAAUCUUUUUAUUUACUGAGGACAAUCAAACAAUCUAUUCAUUGUCACUAAUAUCACCAAACAAUUUGACAUCUGAGUAUUUUCCACAAAACAAAUUAUGCAUUGAUUUCACCAUUGCCAAUAAACCAUUCAUUCGGGCAUAUUUCUGAAAACAUUAUUUUUAAAAUCUCUCUCUUCUAAGUUCACUCCAGGGGCACGGGUGGCCCAGUCGUCUAAGGCGCCACAAUUCGCUGUGCAGAGUUGCAUCCCUUGGGCAUGCCAGAAACCUAUGAUUGUAGGUUUGAAUCCCGGUUUGCCCCGAAUCUGUUUCUAGGUUUGUCAGCACCAUACCAGUGCUCGUGGGUUUCACUGAAGUGGUAAAUGUCUGAGACCUGCAUCACUUCGGGCUUUCCUCCUACAUUAAGCUGACACACCGCGAUAUAACUGGAAUACUGUUAAAAACUCACUCACUCACUAAGUUCUCUCCCCCUACCCCACUGGAAAUCAAAUGGAUGUUCCCUAAUAGUGGUUAUUGUGUUUUUUGCCAAUUACCUGGGUGUAUCCCUAUGAUAAGAUUAAUAUUUUUAAUUCUAAAUCCAAAUUUUAAGAGCACAAGGCCAUUUUCUACUUUUGAGUUCUUCCAUGUGUACUCACCUACAUUAAUCAUGUUAUGCUGAGACUAUAUGUAGUAGUACAGUAGAAGAGAGACAGUCAUAGUGUUGUUCAUGUGACAUUUGGGAAAAGGUCCCUGGUCAUACCAGGAAGCUGUAUAGAAUUAUGUAUGUGUAUAUAUUGUUUGUAAGCAAUGUUUAUCGUCAUCAUAUGAAUGUUCUAAGGCAUAUAUAUAAAUGUAUAUUUGUAUGAAAAACAAUCUCAACAGACUAUGAUAGACUUUCAGAGAAUCAGUUUGUUGCCUGGAAAAUGUUCCCACUCUGUUGUUUACACUUAAUAAAUGGUAAGGGGGCGGUCAAGUAGCCUAGUGGUUAAAAGUUCGCUCGUCAUGCGGAAGACCCGGGUUCGAUACCCGACAUGGGUACAAUGUGUGAAGCCCAUUUCUGGUGUCGCCCGCUGAGAUAUUGCUGGAAUAUUGCUAAAAGCGGCAUAAAACCAUACUCACUCACUCACUAAUAAAUGCUAAGGCAUGAUAGAGUGAGAAAUUAUAGGGCUUUGAAUUGUACAAGGUAUUUACUUGACACUUGUGUAGGUAUGAUAAACCAAAGACACUAUUUUGUGCACCCAUGAAGAUCCGGGGUAGAAUAGGUCUUUGGCAACCCAUGCAUGACAUAAGAGGUGACUAUCCUUGUCAAAAGAGGCGACUAACGGAUCGUGUCAGACUUAUGAUGCAUGUCAUCGUAUCUCAAUUACGUGGAUCGAUGCUCAUGAUGUCAAUCACUGGCUUGUCUGGUCCAGACUCGAUUAUUUACAGACUGCUGUCAAAUAGCUGGAAUAAUGCUGAGUGCGGCGUUAAUCAACAAACAAACAAACAAACAAACAUUAUUUUGUGAUCAUACAAUAUAUAUUACUAUGCUAAGUUCACAAUAUAAUAUGCCCCUAUGGGGAUUCUGGGUUCAAAUACUAGUAUGUGUCCCCAGAAACCUAGGUGACUACUUAAAACAUCCCAAUCGUGUGGAUCGAUGCUCAUGAUGUCAAUCAUUGGAUUAUCUGGUCCAGACUGGAUUAUUUACAGACCUCCGUCAUAUAGCUGGAAUAUUGCUGAGUGCAGCGUUAAUCAACAAACAAACCAACUUAAAACAUGGGUAGUCAGACUCAGUGUAUUGAGCAGAUCCUUGUCACAAUAUUGUUCACUGGUGUCAGAUUUGUUGAACCAGCUGAAGUAAAGAUAAUGAACAUAAUUAGUACAAUUUUGGAAACAAUCCAUAAUACAUGUAUAUCAAUACAGGAUGAAGCGCAUCAUCUUGUUGAUUUCGAGUUGCUUCUGUGAUUUGUUUCAGCCUUGUAUGAGUUUUGUUGAACCAGCUGAAGUAAAGAUAAUGAACAUAAUUAGUACAAUUUUGGAAACAAUCCAUAAUACAUGUAUAUCAAUACAGGAUGAAGCGCAUCAUCUUGUUGAUUUCGAGUUGCUUCUGUGAUUUGUUUCAGCCUUGUAUGAGUUUUGUUCAAUAGCUGACACUCCUAGUCACUUCGCCCUGUUCUUUGCUUGCCAACCAACAAACCGUUUCGUACAUUGCCAAGGCAGAAAGAACACGACUGGCCUUGUUACUCGUCAUAAUGUCUUAUGGGUUCCGAAAAGAAACAAAAGUUUGUCUGUAUAUCAGUACUUGACGCUGACCAAAAUUUGUCACUGGUCCAAAGGACCAGCACAAAAAAAUCAACUGGUCCUGUUGGAUCUUACUAAUCACAAUGGAGCUUCGAGUUAAGACUUGAUCUAUCCAAAUUUCAAAGUCAUACAAACCUACUUUGUUCCUUCCCAAAAUACCACUGGACCACCAUUUGUUUAGUUUUACUGGUCCUUAAGAAAAUAUACUGGACUCGGACCAGUGUUAGUAUCGAGCACUGUCAUAUGUUAUGAAAAAUACAAUGGGGAGUGAUUGUUGAUAUUAAUGUCAGUGUUUGAAAUUAAGCGGGGUCCAUUGUUGUUGUUUUUUAUUGCAGUAUUUGAAUCUAGGGACUCCCAUGAUCUUCAACGCUUUUUUAGGGUUGUGAUUUACAUGCUUAACAUGCUUAAGAUUGAACACUGUCAUAUGAACAUUGUCAUUCUGAAUUAAAAAAACCAAACUUGGUUCCUUUCGAAAGUGAAAGUUUUUUGUUACUUCUAUUUGGUAAUAUUCGUUUGGGAGGAGAGAUAACUCGACCACACUCUAGUUCAUGCAGUGGUAAUGUUUCCUAUUCAAUAAGGCUGUUGAAUAAUCAUUGCUAUAUGGUUCUGACUCGAGUAUUUAACGGCCGCCGCCAUAUAGCUGGGAUAUAUUUGUGUGUGCGACGUUAAACAGUGACUAAUCACAAUUCAAGAUACUUUUUAUGCAUGGUAAUUUUAGGAUAUGGUAGGUCCCUGUGUUUCUGCUUCUCUUGCUAGUCACCAAUGAGGCUGGUGUUGUGGGUCCCGUUUCACGAUUUUAGCGCUACAGAUAUCGUAUAAAUGUUACUACGAUUGCCUUAGCACGAACAUCGCGGGCGGGCGCCAGGGCGCAAGUCACUGUGCGGAGUUGCGUCCACUGGGCACACCAGAAACCUAUGAUUGUGGGUUCGAAUCCUGGUUCGCCCCGGUUAUGUUUCUUGGUUGGUCAGCACCAUAUCCGUGCUCAUAGGAUUCACCGAAGUGGUAAACGUCUGAGACCUGCAUCACUUCGGGCUUUUCUCCCGCAUUAAGCUGGCACACCGCGAUAUAACUAAUACUGUUAAAAGCGGCGUUAAACCCAACUCGCUCACUCUUUAUAACGUGAAUCACAUGGCUUGACCGCAAAUUCUUUGAUUGGCAUUGUAAGUUGUGUAAGGUUAUGAAGCAACUGUACUGAUGACAACCUCUUGAUUUAUAUCUGCGACUGUUGCAGGUAUUAGCACAUCUUUCAAGCACGGGGACGCCUCCGAGUAAUGUUAACCAUACAAUUGCUUGUUAUCACUUAACAUAUCAUUAUGUGACACUCUCUGCUCUUCAAGGGCGGUCAGGUAGCCUAGUGAUUAAUCCGUUCGCUCGUCACGCCGAAGACCCGGGUUCCAUUCCUCAUGGGUACAAUGUGUGAAGCCUAUUUCUGGCUUCACACUGUGAUAUUGCUGGAAUAUUGCUAAAAGCGGCGUAAAACCAUACUCGCUCACUGCUCUUCAGGGUGUGAUGACCCUAACUACGACAUGUUAUUUAUCGAAUGCUUGGUAUAUAUGAGUGUUUACUCCAAACAUUGCUUGUGAUAAAUGAAGUAAAUGAAAUAAAGCAAUUUAAUUCCG
Haliotis rufescens (red abalone) is the source of this 5517-nucleotide messenger RNA. Its product is annotated as centromere protein K-like. Gene Ontology annotation, biological process: mitotic sister chromatid segregation; kinetochore assembly. NCBI's taxonomy places the organism in Eukaryota, Metazoa, Mollusca, Gastropoda, Lepetellida, Haliotidae. Bases 160 to 996 code for a protein of 278 amino acids. Gene Ontology annotation, cellular component: nucleus. The record is from RefSeq and is a predicted model, not a curated record. The transcript has 2 exons.